AUGAAUCCCUCUUGGAAAAUCCCCCAUUCAAAUGAUCUAACAGAGGAUAACGCAUUCGAUCAGGGUGCCUAUGCCAAAAUGAUGGGAAAGAUUGGUUGGCUCUCAAUCAAAAUGCGCCCGGAUAUUGCAGCGACCGUGUCCAAACUACAGCGCCGCAACGCACACCCGAGAAAAGAUGAUAUGGUGGCGUACAAAGUUUUGUUGCAAUACCUUGCAGGCACCACAAAUUUAGGAAUCCCAUUUGGAAAAGAACCCUCAAAGGGUCUGGAAGGAUUUGUCGACUCAUCGUACGCUGAUGCAGAGGAUGGAAAAUCUACCGAAGCAUACAUUUGGUUCUUUGCUGGUGCCCUAAUCUCAUGGAGCUCAAAAAGACAAGACAUCGUGGCAGCCUCAUCGACUAUGGCCGAAUACUGUGCCCUUGCGACCGCAGCGAAAGAGGGACUUUACCUUGCCAAAAUUGCUGCUGACCUUUUACUUAUGCCCCCAUUGAACCAAGAUGAAGAAUUCGACAAAAAUAUCCCAAUCACCCUAUUUUGUGAUUCCGACAAUGCCAUCACGACCGUCAUGAACCCCAAAGUCAGCCCAAAAUUAUCCUGGAUCAGCACGAGAUACCAUUUGAUCAGAGACCUCAUUAAAAAGAACCUCAUCCAACUGACCAGUAUCCCGAGCAAGGACAAUGCCGCUGACAUGCUUACCAAAACCAAGUCCAAUGGGAUUUUUCAAAAUGAUCGUACCAGAUUAUUGCACAUGAGAGAUCCUAACUAA
Molecule: messenger RNA, 765 nt
Organism: Penicillium oxalicum
Lineage: Eukaryota; Fungi; Ascomycota; Eurotiomycetes; Eurotiales; Aspergillaceae
Product: Ty1/Copia family ribonuclease HI
Exons: 1
Coding region: 1-765 (254 amino acids)
Source: RefSeq, a predicted model, not a curated record